This is a messenger RNA of Microcebus murinus (gray mouse lemur), 3827 nucleotides long. The record is from RefSeq and is a predicted model, not a curated record. NCBI's taxonomy places the organism in Eukaryota, Metazoa, Chordata, Mammalia, Primates, Cheirogaleidae.
AGAGUGGCGACUUCUGUGAGACAUGGAUAGAUGCAAACAUGUAGGGCGGUUACGGCUCGCCCAGGACCACUCCAUCCUGAACCCUCAGAAGUGGUGCUGCAUGGAGUGCGCCACCACCGAGUCUGUGUGGGCUUGCCUCAAGUGCUCCCACGUGGCCUGUGGCCGCUACAUUGAGGACCACGCACUGAAACACUUUGAAGAGACUGGACACCCGCUAGCCAUGGAGGUCCGGGAUCUCUACGUGUUCUGUUACCUGUGCAAGGACUACGUGCUCAAUGAUAACCCGGAGGGGGACCUGAAGCUGCUCAGAAGCUCCCUCCUGGCAGUCCGGGGCCAGAAGCAGGACCAGCCCGCGAGACGCGGGCGGACGCUGCGGUCCAUGGCUUCGGGCGAGGACGUGGUCCCGCAGCAGCGCGCUCCUCAGGGACAGCCGCAGAUGCUCACGGCUCUGUGGUACCGGCGCCAGCGCCUGCUGGCCAAGACGCUGCGGCUGUGGUUCGAGAAGAGCUCCCGGGGCCGGGCGAAGCUGGAGCAGCGGCGGCGGGAGGAGGCGCUGGAGCGCAAGAAGGAGGAGGCGCGGCAGCGGCGGCGCGAAGUGAAGCGGCGGCUGCUGGAGGAGCUGGCCAGCGCCCCUCCGCGCAAGAGCGCGCGGCUGCUCCUGCACGCGCCCCGCGACGCGGCCGGCGCCGCGGCGCCGCCCGCCCCUUACUCACGCCGCGCGCCCGCCGCCGCGCUCACCGCGCGCCAGCCGGCCGUGGCCCCGGGCGUCACCGGCCUGCGCAACCUGGGCAACACCUGCUACAUGAACUCUAUCCUCCAGGUGCUCAGCCACCUCCAGAAGUUCCGAGAAUGUUUCCUGAACCUUGACCCUUCCAAAACGGAACACCUCUUUCCCAAAGCCCCAACGGGAAGGCUCAGCUCUCUAGCGGCCGGCCAGCAGCUCGGCAGACCUGUCCUCGAGAGCGACAGGCCGAGGCGGUGCGAGCGGAGGGCUCUGCUGGAAUGGUGGCGUCUCAUCAGCCGGAGCCUGGAGCUCACAAACAAGGAGCCGAGCUCGAAGCACAUUUCCCUCUGCCGCGAACUGCACACCCUCUUCCGAGUCAUGUGGUCCGGGAAGUGGGCCCUGGUGUCGCCCUUUGCCAUGCUUCACUCUGUGUGGAGCCUGAUCCCUGCCUUCCGUGGCUAUGACCAGCAGGAUGCGCAGGAAUUUCUCUGCGAGCUGCUGCACAAAGUGCAGCAGGACUCGAGUCAGGGCACGCGGUCCAUUCUCAUCCCCUUCUCCCAGAGAAAGCUCACCAAACAGGUCUUAAAGGUGGUGAAUACCAUAUUUCAUGGGCAGCUGCUCAGUCAGGUCACAUGUGUAUCAUGCAAUUACAAAUCCAAUACUAUUGAGCCCUUUUGGGAUCUGUCUUUAGAAUUCCCUGAACGCUAUCACUGCAUAGAAAAGGGGUUUGUCCCUUUGAACCAGACAGAGUGCCUGCUCACUGAGAUGCUGGCCAAGUUCACAGAGACAGAGGCCCUGGAAGGGAGAAUCUACGCUUGUGACCAGUGUAACAGCAAACGACGAAAAUCCAAUCCAAAACCCCUUGUUCUGAGUGAAGCUAGAAAGCAGUUAAUGAUCUACAGACUACCUCAGGUCCUCCGGCUACACCUUAAAAGAUUCAGGUGGUCUGGCCGUAAUCAUCGAGAGAAGAUUGGGGUCCAUGUCGUCUUUGACCAGGUAUUAACCAUGGAACCUUACUGCUGCAGGGACAUGCUCUCCUCUCUUGACAAAGAGACCUUUGCCUAUGAUCUCUCCGCAGUGGUCAUGCAUCACGGGAAAGGGUUUGGCUCAGGACACUACACAGCCUAUUGCUACAACACAGAGGGAGGUUUUUGGGUCCACUGCAAUGACUCAAAGAUGAAUGUAUGCAGUGUCGAGGAAGUGUGCAAAACCCAGGCCUACAUCCUUUUUUACACUCAAAGAACAGUGCAGGGCAAUGCAAGAAUCUCAGAAACCCAACUCCAAGCUCAGGUGCAGUCCAGCAACAACGAUGAAGGCAGACCACAGACACUCCUCUGACUGGGAGGCAUGUAUCAAAGACUGACUUGCUUUUAAACUAUUGGUGUCCAUACAUCUUUCCUCUUGUAGGAAGUAAGGCUUACUGCAGGAACAGAUUACUAGGUUUGCCUCACUGGGUCUUGAGUAGAAGGUUCCAGGUGAUUCAUGUCCUACUAUAAAUUUUAUAGUUACUUUCUUUUGAAAUUGAUUUGGAAAUUCCCUCCUUUCAUAAAAACAAAUCAAAAGGAAUAACUUCUAUUCAUCAGUUGCUUGUGAAUAUAAAGGGAUCUAGAUGAAGGAAAGGGGGUAAAUUGAUCAUAUCCAUGCAGGAAAGCAGCCAUGUUUUCUCUCCAUUGUGCGAUUCCCUUGCUAAUCAAGACCUCGUUAGAACACCAGAAGAACCCUCCAGAUGUGAGCAGCCCUGGAUAAAGCACAUGAGGGUGGCCCUGGGCUGGCAGCUUGCUAGAUAGGAUUGGUUCCAAGGUGGGAGAUGAAGUCUAAGGAUUUAUCCCCACAAAGGAAGUAACCCUCAAGGGUUAAAGACUUGUGUACUUCCCUUUUUAAGGGCUGGCAGUUGAAGUGAGUGAGAUGCAUGGAGCAAAUUACCCCAUGCAAAAUGGGAGGGUUUUCAUGUGUUGUACCCUCAGUGGCUGCUGCUGUAAUUUAAUCAUUUUAAACCUCUUGAGACUGGCAUGAAUACUCCAUUCUAAAAAAGGGGCAAUUCAUAUAAAGAAGCAAUAGACUCGUGUAUGUUCUUUGUUGCAUGCUGAGCCAAAGGGCACUUCUAGCCAUCCCUGUUCUAAAGCAGAUUCCUGGUGCAGGUCUAGGGCAGGCACAUGAUUUGGUUUAAAUUGGUCCUUAGAUCAGUGGUCUGAGGCUUUCUCAGAACUCAGUCGAGGGUGGGCAGGGAUAGUUGGUGGUCCAGGGCUUAUUUGAAUGCCUGUCACCUGUUCUCAUCUUGGUAUAUAGCACACAGCUUCUUAGCCUACAGCUUUCUUGCUCCUGGAGAGCUAGAACAUCCAUGUUCACAAGAUUUGGUAGUUUUUGCUUUCCCAGGAUAUGGGAACUGCUUAGGAAUCUAACCCCUACAUGUCCGGACAGUUUAUUGCUGAUGGCCUUGGCCUGUUUCCUCCCAAAUCUGAUAAUCCCUAUUGUUGCUUUACCUCUCUAUACUCAAUCUAUCAGAGAAAAAAGCAAGACUGCCCUUUUACUCCAGUGCUAGUGAUAUACAUCUUUCUUUUUAAAUUGGCUCAGUUUCUAAAUAGAAUGAAAUUGCCUACACAAAACCUGCCCAUCAGGCACCACUGAGUUUCCCUUAUUUUUUUAAUAGACACUGUCCCUGAGGAUGAAUUCCCCUUCUUAAUCCUUCACUUACUUAGACUUGCCAGUGAAACUGAAAGCAAACCCUAACUCUCGUUGCUGUGGUUGCUGCAGUGAGCCUGAGCCUGUCACUAUGAAUGCUCAUCUUUUGACUGAGUAUAUCAUAUUAAUGUUUGAAUUCAGGUAGAAGUACAGUUGUCACUUGAAGGGAGUAGAUGUGGAAGGGAGUUUGGGGAGGGGUGGGAAGUGGGGAAAGUGAGGCUAAAGAAUGAGGGUCAUAGCUUUAGCAAUGUUGAUGAGCCACAUUUCCCGAACAGAUCUGUAGCAUUUGCUGUUGACCUCUUUUUGAGAUGAACUCUCCCAUAGGACCUGCCAGGUAGCACUGAGACAUGGAGGAAAUUCAGACAAAAAAUGGCCCACCCUGAUAGGGAAGGAGUUGACUAUAUUUUAAAUUAAACUUGCUUUU